AUGAUCAUUGGCGUCAAGCACUUUUUCGCUAUCCUGCAGGGUGAACAACUAUCGAUUGGAUCUGGCCUACCAACACUACGCAACACUGUCUUUGGAUACGUCGUCGCUGGCGACACGGAUGCACCUGCACAACAAACCGUAACUUGCAACGUUACUGCUGUCGAACGGCUGGAAGCUGCAGUUCGCAAGUUCUGGGAGGUGGAGAGCUUUGAGACAGGGAAAGCCCUGUCCCUCGAGGAACGGUAUUGCGAGAAUCAUUUUGUGAAGACCCACACUAGAGCCCCUGACGGUCGAUCGUCAAACAACAUCUCGCUCAACGAUCUAUGCUACAUUGGACCUACGGUGCAACCACCACUCUUGGACACCAUUCUGCGAUUUCGUCUGCCAAAGUACGUCGUCACUGCCGACGCGGAGAAAAUGUACAGGCAGGUACUCGUCCAUCCGGACGAUCGGCCGUUGCAGCAGAUUCUAUGGCGAUCAACCCCGAACGAGGACCUGAAGAUGUAUCAGUUGAACACUGUUACCUACGGUACCGCCCCCGCGCCGUACCUCGCAACCCGCGUCCUGAACCAGCUGGCCGACGACGAGGCAGAAAACUACCCCUUCGCUGCUCCUCAAGUCAAGCGAUCGUUUUACGUGGACGACUACCUAUCGGGUGACAACGACGAGAACCGCUUGAUGGAAACUAAUCGUCAACUCAUCGAACUUCUUGGAUCUGGCGGUUUCACCAUGCGCAAGUGGUGCAGCAACAGUUCUCGCGUUCUGUCUCACAUUCCCGAGGAACUCCGAGAUCCCCGAACCGAGUUGGAGCUCAGCGAAUCCGGAUCGAUCAAGACGCUCGGCCUUCUGUGGCAGCCGGUGCCUGACCACCUCAGCUGCAAGGUUCCCGAAUACAACUCGACGGAGCCAAUCACGAAGGCACUCAUUUUCUCGGAAUUGUCGCAGCUGUUCGACCCAACUGGUAUGGCAGGACCAGUCAUUGUUCGAGCAAAAAUGUUUCUCCAAUCGCUGUGGGAAAAGAACUUCGGGUGGACCCAAGAGCUGCCAGAGGAGUAUCAAGAAUGGUGGAAGCAGUACAGAAUCGAAAUUCGCGUCCUCAGCAUGCUCAAAAUCCCUCGCCGAGUUCUAAUCGAUCACUCAGUGGUCAUCGAGCUGCACUGUUUCUCGGACGCGUCCGACAAAGCGUACGGCGCUUGUAUCUACGUGAAGUCAACUAACUCGUACGGCAGGUCGAAGGUCAACCUGCUCAUUUCGAAAUCUCGCGUCUGCCCUAGGCGCAGAUUAACGAUCCCCCGUCUCGAGCUGUGCGCAGCUCUGCUGGGGGCCCAACUGACCGCAGCUGUCCUGGAAGCUACCAACCUGAGCUGUCCAGUGGUCUACUGGUCCGAUUUUGCGAUCGUCUUGCAUUGGAUUGCGUCGUGCUCAUCAACCUGGAAGGUGUUCGUCUCGAACCGGAUCGCAGAAAUCCAACGCCUCACGCAGGGCAUGCCCUGGCGUCACAUCCCAACCCACCUGAAUCCAGCAGAUCUUAUUUCUCGGGGACUUCUUCCUUCAGAGCUGGCUCGUGACGACGAAGCACGCCAAACUGUGUCGGUGCUCACAACAAGCUCUCUCGAAGAUCGCAUCCAAAUCCAAGAUCAUUCCGCACUCUUGCCCCUGCUCCGCUCAGUCUCUUGGAUUCGGAGAUUCACGGACAACUGUCGCAGCCGUCCCGAAGAACGACGAAAUGGUUUUCUAAAGUUUCGAGAAAUUGACAACACACUCAAGCUGCUCAUUACACUGACGCAGCGCACCCACUUCGCUCAGGAGAUCAAGCAUCUUCUCAAAAACCCUGGCCCAGUCCGUAAAGACUUCGAUUUCAAAUCCCAAAUCAAGACCUUGAAUCCCUUCAUCGACCCGGAGGGUCUGCUCAGAGUGCACGGCCGGUUGGAAAACAGCAGCUUACCGUUCGACACCAAGUACCCCAUAAUUUUGCCCGCCAAAGCACAUCUGACACAUCUGAUCGCCAAAAACACCCACUGGGAUACUCUACACUCGGGUCCACAACUGCUGCUAUCGACGCUACGUCAGCGCUACUGGCCGGUCAGGGGCGAGAUGUUGCGAGGAGAGUCGUCAACGAGUGUCUGGACUGCUUCCACUGCAAGCCAAGAAGCAUUGACCAGAUGA
Molecule: messenger RNA, 2166 nt
Organism: Culex quinquefasciatus (southern house mosquito)
Lineage: Eukaryota; Metazoa; Arthropoda; Insecta; Diptera; Culicidae
Exons: 3
Coding region: 1-2166 (721 amino acids)
Source: RefSeq, a predicted model, not a curated record